CACCUGGAAUGCUAGCCAUUGUAGCUCUAGCCUCACCGGUGUCAUUCGGCUGUCUCUUUGGAAGCACUACAGUUUUGUUCUCCAGUGCAGAGCUGAAUGACAGUAAUUGGGCUGUCCAUGUGCCAUUGUUGGGUAAAAAAUCUCAUCAACUGAGGCGCUAAAAAUGAGAGAAAGAUUGUGUGUUUUGUGACUCAGCUCUUGUGCAGCCAUGGAGAAGCCCUGGAGGCUGUGGGGGGCUAUAGAGCGUUGCACUCUGACUUUGGUGUCUUGGUCCUGGGGUGCCUGUCGGGUCUCUCUUUUGGCCCUCAUCCUCACUUUCCACAUAUAUGGAGGUUUUUUCCUCCUUGCUCUCAUCCUAGCAUCUGUGGCGGGCAUCCUCUAUAAAUUCCAGGAUGUUCUUUUAUACUUUCCCAACCAGCCCGCCUCCUCUCGCCUUUACGUUCCCAUGCCAACAGGAAUUCCACAUGAGAAUGUGUACAUUCGCACCAAGGACGGUGUGAAGCUCAACCUCAUCUUGCUUCGUUAUACAGGAGGGGAUACCCUUCCUGGAGUCACUUCUGCAAAUCAAAGCAGCUCCAAUUCCUCUUCUCCACCUACAAUCCUUUACUUCCAUGGGAAUGCAGGUAAUAUCGGUCACAGGGUGCCAAACGCACUUCUGAUGCUGGUUAAUUUAAAAGCAAAUGUAGUGCUGGUGGACUACCGUGGCUAUGGAAAAAGUGAGGGAGAGCCCAGUGAGGAUGGGCUGUACCUGGACGCUGAGGCCACACUAGACUAUGUUAUGACCCGGCCUGACCUGGACAAGACAAAGGUGGUACUCUUUGGCCGCUCAUUAGGAGGUGCUGUGGCUGUUCGCUUGGCAUCAGUCAACCCUCACCGUGUAGCAGCCAUUAUUGUUGAAAAUACCUUCCUCAGCAUCCCCCAUAUGGCUGCAACACUGUUCUCCUUUUUGCCCGUGCGUCUGCUGCCCUUAUGGUGCUACAGGAACCAGUUCCUGUCCUAUCGCCACGUGGCAUUGUGCCGCAUGCCCUUGCUGUUCGUGUCGGGUCUGUCAGACCAGCUCAUCCCACCUGUUAUGAUGAAGCAACUGUAUGAGCUGUCUCCUGCACGGACUAAACGCCUGGCGAUCUUUCCAGAAGGCACACACAAUGAUACGUGGCAGUGUCAGGGCUACUUCUCUGCUUUGGAGCAGUUCAUGAAAGAUCUGCUGAAGAGCCAUGCUCAUGAGGAGGGAGCUCAGUCCUCAGCCAGUGUCACCAUUAUCUGAUCAGUCUAAAGCAACUGUGUCUACAGAAUAUGGAUGUGGUGGAGAGACCCGAUUGAUUUGU
Messenger RNA from Nematolebias whitei (Rio pearlfish), 1325 nucleotides. RefSeq names its product abhydrolase domain containing 13 (gene abhd13). Lineage: Eukaryota; Metazoa; Chordata; Actinopteri; Cyprinodontiformes; Rivulidae. The record is from RefSeq and is a predicted model, not a curated record. The transcript has 2 exons. Gene Ontology annotation, molecular function: palmitoyl-(protein) hydrolase activity. Bases 209 to 1264 code for a protein of 351 amino acids. Gene Ontology annotation, cellular component: membrane.